Messenger RNA from Perognathus longimembris pacificus (Pacific pocket mouse), 874 nucleotides. It is a transcript of the gene Nmrk2, whose product is annotated as nicotinamide riboside kinase 2. The record is from RefSeq and is a predicted model, not a curated record. Lineage: Eukaryota; Metazoa; Chordata; Mammalia; Rodentia; Heteromyidae. The coding region runs from base 87 to 677 and encodes 196 amino acids. Gene Ontology annotation, cellular component: cytoplasm. The transcript has 7 exons.
CACCCCAGCCGGGCCGGGCUGCAGACCAGCGGCAGUGUCCUCACUGCGUCCCCACCACAUCCCUGUCCCCCCAGCCUUCCGUGGAGAUGAAGACUGUCAUCGUGGGCAUCGGAGGAGUAACGAAUGGCGGCAAGACGACCCUGACCAACCGGCUGAGCACGGCGCUGCCCAACUGCUGCGUGAUCCACCAGGAUGACUUCUUCAAGCCCCAGGACCAAAUAGCAGUUGGGGAGGACGGCUUCAAACAAUGGGACGUGCUGGAGUCGCUGGACAUGGCGGCCAUGCUGAGCACCGUGAAGGCCUGGCUGCAGAACCCCCAGAAAUUUGCCCGCGCUCACGGGGUCACCAUCCAGCCCGGCGCCUCUGACACCCACAUUUUGCUUCUGGAAGGAUUCUUGAUCUACAGCUACAAGCCUCUGUUGGACGUUUAUACCCGCCGGUACUUCCUGACUGUCCCCUAUGAGGAAUCCAAGCGGAGAAGAAGUACCCGCAAGUAUACAGUCCCCGAUCCCCCCGGCCUCUUUGAUGGACACGUGUGGCCCAUGUACCAGAAAUAUAAGCAGGAGAUGGAGGCGGACGGCGUGGAAGUGGUCCACUUGGAUGGCAUGAAAUCCCAAGGAGAGCUCCUCCUCCAAGUCCUGGAAGAUAUUCAGAACUCGCUCCUCAAUGGCUGCUAGCUGUGGCUGACCUGCCACACACGAUUCCAGCGAUGCAAUGGCCAGGCCUGUGGUGGCCUGGCCACACACUGACCAUUUUCCCCUUGGGGAAGUCUGUACAUAGAAAUGGGGGGUGCAGGGCCCUGGAGCCCAGCCCCAGCGUGCGUCUACACCUCCCCACACCUCAGUAUUAAUUAAACUCGGUCCUGUUUUUAUAA